Columba livia (rock pigeon) is the source of this 6076-nucleotide messenger RNA. RefSeq names its product POTE ankyrin domain family member B-like. The transcript is spliced from 17 exons. The record is from RefSeq and is a predicted model, not a curated record. Gene Ontology annotation, molecular function: protein binding. The coding region runs from base 983 to 2965 and encodes 660 amino acids. NCBI's taxonomy places the organism in Eukaryota, Metazoa, Chordata, Aves, Columbiformes, Columbidae.
ACGGCACAUUCGCAAACGCAUUUCCCGGCCGCCCGGCCCCGCGGGAGCCCCAGCGCCGGAGCCGCAGCCCGCUCGCCCCGGGCCGGCGUCACCCCGCCCGCUGUGACGGCCCCGGCCCUCCCGCUGUGACGCCCCGAGCUGCCGCUUUUAAGCCGCCCCCUGCAGCCGCCGGCUCUCAGUGCUGUCGCCGCCGCAGCGGGACCGGCAGUGCGUGUGUGGCUCGGAGCGUCGGGAGCUGCGACCCAGCUCGGGACUCGCCUCUUCUCGGCUCUUCUCGCCUUCGCAACGCCCUCUAACGUUGCUCUCCUGGGACUCGGUUCUGGGCUUCUCUUGCCCUCUCCGUGCCCUCUACCCUUGUCCGCCAGGGGCUCGGUUCUGGGCUUCUCUUGCCCUCUCCGCGCCCACUCCCCUUGGUCUCCGGGGCUCGUCAGAGUCCGCCGGGCGACUCCUGCGACUGCUCAUUCCGGAGCGGGCCGUGCCCUCGUCUCCCCCGCACCAGGCAGAGCUCCAUGGCACUGCUCAGGAGGGUGCGGGAGCGGCCGCCGUCUGACGGCGCUUCCGCGCCCAGCACCGCCGGGGCCUCGGAGCUCCGGGAGAAGCGCCGGGGCGGGCUGCACGGCGCGGCCGCCCGUGGCGACCUGGCCUGGCUGCAGCAGCGCUGGUGGCGGAAGAGAUUCUCCAUCAACUCGCGGGAUGCCAACAAGCAGUAAGAGGCGGGCAGUGCCCAUAGCGAAGACACACGUGCUCUGGCUGGAAGAGCCGGCGAAGCCCCACACGAUCGCAAGCACCCUAGGGACAGGCCGGCUCCACAGCGCUGCCCUUAGCGGAGGCCCGCCCCAGCUGGGACAGGAGCCAGCGGAUGCGCUCUGGCACCAGAAACCUUGCUUUUGGCUGCUUUUUUGGCAGUUGAGCCUUGUGCCCCUAGGUGGUUGGCACCACAGCCUGAAACGAUGUCUUCAGCCGUCUUCUCUGUGCUAACUGGAUGUAUUUAAUUUCUAGGACGCCUCUGCAUCUUGCUUGUGCGAACGGCCAUGCAGAUGUCGUUCGCUUUCUGGCAGGAAAGCGGUGCCAGCUCAACCCUCAUGGCAUGUUUGAGAAAACACCACUGAUGCUGGCGGUAGAGCACGAGCACAAAGACUGCGUGACUGCUCUGCUGGAGCACGGUGCCGACCCUGACCACAGAGGUGCUGGCGGCAACACUGCCCUUCACAUGGCUGCCAUCAUGCCCAGCAAAGCGAUGGUGGAGCUCUUACUCGAGCACAAUGCCCAGAUUGAGGCUAAGAAUGUGUUGGGAUACACACCUCUUGCCAUUGCCAUCCUCCAACGCCACGAAGAGAUGGUUGAGUUCCUCAUUCAAAAAGGAGCUGAUGUGCACACUCGAGAUCUGCAUGACAGGACCACUCUUGUGAUUGCCGCUUAUGCUGGGAAUGUGAAUGUACUACGGCUUCUUCUUCAGCAUGGUGUUGAUCUUUUUCAUCGAAACAAGUAUGGCUCUGAUGUUUUCGCUUGUCACCGUCAGUUUAAGCCUGAAGUUAUAAAGACACUGGAGGAAUAUGAAAACUGUAAAAGAACAGGAGAACGCUCUGUAGGAGGCACAGGAGGUCCAGCAGUACCUGAGAUCUCUUGCUCUGGGACGACUGCUGCCCCUCCCAUGGGAGCACCUGUGCAGACUGGAGCAGGUGUCUUGCCAGAAGCUGGAGCACAGCAAGAGGAGGAAUGUGACUCCGUGUCUGAUUUAGACCUAACUUCUCUGAAGACUGAUUCUGAAGGUCCAGAGGAAGUGUCAGCUGUCAUGCUGCCUCAUGGUGCAAACCAACAAGGAGCGUGUGCGCAGCCUGUUGCAGAGGAGCAUCACAUUGGUGUGUUGCCAGCAGCAGGUGCAGCACAAGAAGAAGAAGAUUUUGACCUCUCUUCUUUGGAUGAGGUUUUUGCACUGGAGAGAGAAGAGCUUCCGCUCAAGAAGGAGGCUUCAACACAAACCGAUGGUCAAGGCGACACUGAGGGAUUCAUCAGGUGGCUGCGGCAGGAGCUUGUCAGCGCUCUCAGAAACUGCUCCAGAGCAGAAGUUUCACUUGAAGUCGAGAAGCGCUGCAGCAGGGACCUGCAGCAACAGAAACUGCAGCUGCAGAAGGAACUGAACCAUUCUAAAGCUCAGCUGCAGGAACUGCAAGAACGGCUGAUCCGGAGCGAGUGUUAUGCCGAGGCCCUGGAGAGUGCCAUAAAGAAUAAGGAGAGGGAGCUAACAGCUGCCAGGAACCUGCAGAGCCUUCUGGUCACCUCUUCUGGAACUGCAGCUAUCCCAGAGCUGGAAGAACGCAUGCAACAGCUCCAAGUCGGAAUGGCCAAGCUGGAAGCCACAGGCCGGCAACAAGCCAACACCAUGGAAGCCCUUCUGAAAGAGCUGCGAGCCUCUGCCUCACGUGGGAGCGAAAGCAAGGAAUUGAAGAAGCCGGCUGAGAAGAAACGCCAAUUGGAAGCGAUUCUGGACGAAACACAGACAACUAAUGGCACCCUGGAGGAAGAACCUAGCGGCUUGGAGACGCUUCUGGAGGCAUCUCAGACAAAGCUGAUGGAAUAUACAGUGAGGAAGAGAGAGUCCCAGCCCAGUUUCCAGAGAGGCCUGAAGAACAGCUGUUCUGAGGUGGCCAAGCAAGUUGGUAAACAGAGAAGAAAGCAGGUGACAAAAGGAGUCUCAAUGGCCUCCCGCCUUCCGGAUUUCCACAGAUCUGGAGGUGCAGUUGCAACAACACAUGCAGCAGGCAAGAUAAACCCAGGACCUGUGAGAAGUUUUUCCGCUUUGCGUGGGACUCAGGAACAACCAGUCUGGAACCUGGGCUUAGCCUCAAAAGUCAUUCGGGACUCCCGUGCCACUGCUGAGCCUCCAGCGCCAUCAGCCCUGACAAGAUGCCAGAGCAGAGGAAGUGCCGGUGCCCGAAACCAGGGUGGUCGCAAGAGAGAGGAAUGAAGCCUGCAAACCUUCACAUUCCAUCUUGUGCAGCCAUUGCCCUGCGUCUGGUGCCAGCUGUACUGUUGCAGCGUGCUAUUUAAUAAACUGUGUCGUCUAGUCCGUGUCUUCGUUUUGCUGCCCAAUUGGAGUGCUUGGGACCUCGUGGGUUUGGAUGAGGACAGUCCUAUCUUUGAAGGCUCGCUCAGGCUCUCAACCCAUGCAGGCACUUAGCACGUCUCUCUCUGCCCUUGCUCUGAUGGAAUACCAGUCGUGCAGACGCCUCCAAGAGGGAACACACAUCUCUGUCCUUUUCCCCUGAGGAGGCCUGAGACAUGGUUGUACUCAGGUCGGGGACUAGCGCUGAGCUACUGCUACUACUCAGUUAUCGGACUCUUCCUGCCACCCUAGAGCAAUCCUCCUGGUGGUCUGGGCAGAAGGUGGUGGUUGAGCUUCUGGUAGCCAUGGAAGCUUUGCAGUUCCCAGAGCGAUCUGAUGGAUUUGUUGCCCGCCGAGGGGAAAGGUGCGAAGAAGUGGGCAGAAGCUGGGACGGGGGAAUGGCACCUCAGCCAAAGGAAAACACUUUUCUAUUGUGAGGGUGGCGAGAGAGCAGUGUCAGGGAAAUGAAAUGGAUUCAAGUGACUCAGAAACAUAAGGAAAGGAAAGGGCCAGACCUGGUUUUGGCUCUUCAGCAAAGAGAUGUCUCCAGGGGCUCUGAGAUCCUCUGUGGGCUGAGCGUGGUCACGAUUGUGAUCCUGCUGGCAGCUGGGGACACCACGUGCAGCAAAGCACUCCCCUUCCUGGACUCCACGCUGAAAUUCGGUUGGAAGCAAGAACCAUCAUUGACUCUAGUGUGUGGGCCCUGGUCUGUUUGGGAGCGGAGGGUGGGCUUCAAAGCUCAGCAGGGCUCUGGGAGGAAACCCCUGCUGGGCAUUUCCCAGCUGACACGCGCAACUCCGAUCUCUCCCACUGACGUGGGCCUUCCCUGGCAUAACCCAGCAUUGACUGUGGGAUUUGCAUGAGCAACCUCAAGUGCCAUUUAAAGCUGCCACUGUCCUCCCACCUCAAAGUACGCGCUUUGGUACAUCCUUUGUGAACUCCAAAUGAAGGGAGAACCUUUAGACUUGCAGCUGGUUUAACCUCCUAGCCAAGCAAGGAUCUGUUCCCUCUCUCCCUCUCAGUUGCCAGGAGAAUAAUAAGCCCCACAGAAUUAGUAACUCAAAGGUUUCACUCUGAAUACAUCACAGCUGUGGAAAAUAUAUACCCCAGCUUGCUAGGCUGAUGACUUGCAACUGUAUCCGAAACAAUCAUCCUGGGAAUUCCCAGGCUGCUUCCCAGCACCAGCCUUUAGCAGGAAACAUCUUGAAAUUUGAAGCCCGAACUUGUAAGACCUAGAAAUGUGAGGUGGUGGGGAUCUAAAAGUUCUCAGUGUGUCCUCAAGGGUGGGCACAGCGUGCAGGAGUCGGCAGUACAGCACAGGUUGGGUAGGAAAGGACGAGGCCUCUUCUCUUCUGCUUCCGAUACGUACAAGAGAACCGUGCGGUCAGGCCCAGUCAACAUGGGUUUAUGAAAGGCAGGUCCUGUUCAAUCAGCCUGAUCUCCUUCUAUGACAAAGUGACCCACCUAGUGGAUAAGGGAAAGGCUGUUGUUGUUGUGUAUUUAGACUUCAGGAAGGCCUUUGACACAGUAUCCCACAGCCUUCUCCUGGAGAAGCUGGCAGCUCAUGGCCUGGAUGGGUGUACUCUGCAAUGGAUAAAGAACUGGCUGGAGGGCUGGACCCAAAGAGUUGUGGUGAACGGAGACAAAUCCAGUCAGCGUCCGGUCACAAGUGGUGUUCCCCAGGGCUCAGUAUUGGGGCCAGUUCUGUUGAAUGUCUUUAACAAUGAUCUGGAUAAGGCAACUGAGUGCACGCUUAGUAAGUUCACGGAUGACACCAUCUUGGGUGGAAGUGUUGUUCUGCCACUUGGGUCACAAUAACCCCAGGCAGCUCUACAGGCUCAGGGAAGAGUGUCUGGAAACUGCCUGGUGGAAAAUGUCUUGGGGGUGUUGAUUGACAGCCGGCUGAACAUGAGCCAGCAGUGUGCCCAGAUGGCCAAAAGGCCAACAGCAUCUGGACUCGUAUCAGGAAUAGUGUGGCCAGUAGGACUAGAAAAGUGAUUGUGCCACUGUACUCGGCACUGGUGAGGCCGCACCUUGAAGGAGACGAUGGAACAAACAUUCUUUAAUUCACAGCCAUGAAACAGGAGGCACUUGGUUGUGCUGAACAUUGGUAAACGCUGGUUUUUAUUCUUCGUGUGAUAGAUACUGUGUGCCAAGGCUGAGAGUGGUUAUCUAAACUCCUACAUUGUGACUCUCAUUAGAACAUGACCUGGUGUCUGAGAAUGAUGUUGCCAUCUUUGUUGCCCAGAGAUGCUGGCUACCAGUGAAGAACAGCUGUAGAGUUAGUCAAGGGAAUCUUGAUUUCUAACUCUGUCCUGGUUUUGUUAAAGAACAAGUUUCUCUUUUAGUGAAUUUGCCUGUCAGCUAAUUUGCCUGUCAUAUUAGCCGCGUUUUCCUGGAAAACCAGGCACAUGUUUUGGUAAACACAGCAAUGGAAUGCAAACUUAUUGAUAAGCACAGUUGGAAAUCUCGCGAGAGGGGCAAUGAGAAACCGGUGACCAAGAAACUGACCAACGGUGUAUAACAUUCCAUUCACGUGAAUAUUUCAUAUAAAAGUGGGAGAUGACGAGGAUCUCGCCCCUUUUGCCUUCUGCUUAUGGCCGACAUUAGGAGAGGACCUUGCUAGUCGUCCCUGCGAACUGAGGCCUAGUGAGAGACUGAAUCCAGCUCCGGUUGGCUGCAGAAUCCAAUCCAGGACUUUGGGUGCCAGCUCUGCAGUUGCUGAGACUUUCAAGAUUGGUUUUGUAUAUUUUGUAUUAUUUUCUCUAUUCUUAGUAGUAGCAUUAGUAAAACAUUUUUAAUUUUUCCAACUCUCUUCUCUCUGUCCUUCUUUCCCUCCCGAUCGCCUGUCCUUAGUGGGAAGGGGGGAGCGGAAGGGGCAAAAGGGGGAAGUGGUGGGGAGAGGAGGUUAACAAUACAUCUGCCAGGGUUUUAUUGUCACCCCGCAGUCUAAACCCUCGAUAGAUAAUUGGC